Molecule: messenger RNA, 1116 nt
Organism: Gloeophyllum trabeum ATCC 11539
Lineage: Eukaryota; Fungi; Basidiomycota; Agaricomycetes; Gloeophyllales; Gloeophyllaceae
Product: NAD P-binding protein
Exons: 4
Coding region: 137-1024 (295 amino acids)
Source: RefSeq, a predicted model, not a curated record
GCAAGACGUCAGCUCGCGCAAUCGAGCCUUCCUCCCUUCCCUUGUCUCAGGUCCGACGCUACUUGCUAUAUAAACGGGACGCAUUCCACACCAGCGUGGACGCAUACUUGCCGACGCUACGAGUGGACGCUGAGCCAUGUCCGGAUUCAAACACUUCGCCAUCCAGGGCGCGGGGAACAUCGGCGUGUUCCUCGCGGAGGAGCUGCUCAAACUGAAGAAGGAAGGGACCAUCGAACGGGUCGUCAUCCUCACCCGCGGUAGCAGCAGCGGGCGCGACACCCUCUCGCAGCUCGCCGCGCAGGGCGCCACGAUCGCCGCGGUCGACUACACCUCCGCCCCCUCGCUCACCUCCGCGCUCGUCGGGAUCGACGUGGUGAUCUCCACCGUCGGCGGCGCCGCGCUCGCGACGCAGGAGCCGCUCGCCGCCGCCGCGAAGGCGGCGAACGUCAAGCUGUUCGUGCCGUCCGAGUACGGCGUCGUCACGCAGGGACGGACGGAGGGGAUCCUCGCGUACAAGAAUACGCUGCACCGCAAGCUCGAGGAGCUGAAGCUGCCGUACGCGCUGUUCUAUACGGGCCCGUUCGCGGACUUUAUCUUCAAUCCGACGUUUGGGUGGGAUCGCCCGAAUGGGAAGAUUACGAUUGCGGGUGAGGGGAAGACGCCUGUGAGCUGGACGACAAGGAGGGAUAUCGCGCGGUUCAUCGCGUACGUGACGACGCGCCUCUCCCCGGACCAGCUGUACUGGAAGGAGUUCCCCAUCGAGGGCGACCGCAAGACCUUGAACGAGGUCGCGGAAGCCUACCUCGCCAAGACGGGCAAGAAAUACGAGGUGACGCACACCCCGCGCUCCGAGUUGGAGGCAGCUCUGAAGGAGAACCCGAACAACUUUGUCGCGUGGCUGAAGCUGGCGUGGGAGCAGGGCGAGGGACUCACGGCGAAGACGCCCGAGGAGACUGCGAACAAGCUCUAUCCCGACUGGAACCCGACACCAGUUGUAGAUGCGUUGAUCGCGACGGAUCCGUGAAGAGAAAGGGAAGAAGUGUAAGCAACAGAGGAAUCAGGAUGGCCUUGUACGAUAUUGAGAAGUGCAGAAAUGAAUCGAGUUUGAAACCCAGG